Debaryomyces tyrocola is the source of this 2439-nucleotide messenger RNA. The record is from the annotation of a GenBank genome assembly. NCBI's taxonomy places the organism in Eukaryota, Fungi, Ascomycota, Pichiomycetes, Serinales, Debaryomycetaceae.
AUGGGUAAGAAGCAAACAAGCAAUUUUAAACAAGCAUCUUUGUUUGAUAUCAGACUAAAAAAUCUUGACCACGAUAUAUUGGUCUUAAAAGGUAAUGAGCAUGAUGCAGCUUCGGUAUUAUUGGCAGGGAAAAUCGCUUUAUCUGUCAACGAGCCGUUAACGGUGAAGAGGUUGUCUUUGCGGUUAUAUUCUACGUUAAGAAUAAAUAAUAUCGACUCGGUCAAUAGUCCUAGAGGUAGUCUGGGUAAGCCGUAUAGGUUUGAAAAAAAGCUUUAUGAGCAUAGCUGGGAUGAUAUGGAAAUCAAUCUGUACUUAAGCAAUAUGUAUGAAAACUCGAAUUCUAGUAAGCCAAUAGGAAUAAACAGAUCGCCAAACCAUUCUAGCACGGGUUUGAUGAAUUUGGGAUAUUCGAAAAGAUCGAAAUCAUCUAGCAACUUAAACAACUCAAGUUUUCCGACAUUGACCCAUACAGAUUCAACGUCAAGUCUUACUAGCUCUAAAUCCAACCAUAUAUUGGUUCAGGGAAACUACGAAUUUCCUUUCAGUGCGGUGUUGCCCGGGGAUAUGCCCGAAUCAGUGGAAGGCUUACGUGGUGCAUCGGUUGUUUAUAAAUUAGAAGCUACAAUUGAUAGAGGUAAAUUCCACAACAAAAUGGUCACUAAAAAACACUUGAGGGUAUUGAGAACUUUAACGACAGAUUCGGUAGAGCUUUCUGAGACAGUGGCAGUUGACAAUACGUGGCCCAAAAAGGUUGAAUAUUCAUUGAAUGUGCCUUCCAAAGCAAUUGCCAUUGGUUCCAACAUUCCUAUUAGUUUUAUGCUCGUCCCUCUAUUGAAAGGUUUACGGUUGGGUGAUAUUAAAAUACAAUUAGUUGAAUAUUCAUCGUGUGUAGGAUAUUUACCUCCAGCACACUCAGAAGAAAGAAUAGUGGUAUCGAAAACCAUUUCUCAACCAAAUGAAAAUGAUCCUGAUUUCCAGAUGGACAAAUGGGAAAUUGAUAACUAUUUAAAAGUUCCUGAUAGCUUAUCCAAAUGUACUCAAGAUUGUGAUAUUCAAAAUUUCAUCAAGGUUCGUCAUAAAUUGAAGUUCACUAUAGGGUUAAUUAAUCCAGAUAAUCAUGUCUCUGAGUUAAGAGCAUCUUUGCCUGUUCAACUAUUCAUCUCACCUUUCGUGUCUAUUAAAGCGAAAUAUCUCGAUCUGGACGACGAUGUACGUCGUGACUCAGGAAAUGAAAAUUCUAAUUACGACGAGGAGUUACUAUUUUCGUCGAAUAAUGGUAGUCAUACUAGCUUGAGGUCAUUGAGCUCUUCUCCUAAUAACGAAAAUUUGGGUGAAAAUAGAUUAACAUCUAAUCCAAAUUCUUAUACUUCAUUCAAUGGGUUGAUGGCUCCUCCUGUGUAUGAGCAGCAUAUUUAUGAUAAAUUGUGGUCUGAUAUCUCACCUGUUGAGUCACCAAUCAAUUCUGGAUCAUCAACUCCAAGAUACAGCAAUUACCUUUCUAACGGAAAUCAAGACCAAGGUGAUGUACGAGACCAAUUUUCCAUGUCUCCGUUGGAUAGCGUUCAGUUAAAUGAAAAUUUAAGAGCAUUGAGCCUUCAGAGACAAAUUCAAGAGGAUGACUCGACCCCAAAUCAAACUCCAGGAAGUUCUUCUAGAAGUAGACCAGUUUUUAACAUAGGUGAAAAUAAUAGUCAGGGUGAUUAUUUUACUAGAUCGAGGUCACCGUUAAGCACGUCUUCUCCAUCAGCAUCAAAUAUACCGCUACAAAGCCCAGGUCUCACGUCUCCCCCAAUUCAUUUGUCUAGAGUAAAUUCUGAGUCGAAUUUAGAUUCGAGAACUUUAUCUAGGGUACCAUCUUAUACCCAAGCAAUGCGCUCAGAUGCAAAUGAGGAUGCAUUAUCACCGGCGUAUGAACCACCCUUACCAGGAUCUAACAUUAAUUUAUCUGACAUGGAUAGAAGAGUUGCAGAUUCGAGCUCACCUACUAACACAAAUCUGAAAGGUAGGCUGAUUCUUUCUAGGGGUUCAAGUAACUUAAAUUUGAAGGGAUUAUCAUCAAAUUCAAGGGGAUCUUCAUUGAAUUCGUCCCCUUCGAAUUCUCGUAAUGUCUCGUCAUCAAAUCUUGCUGCAUUAUCUUCAUCUCCAGGAAAUUUAUCUAGAACUUCAUCUAAGAAGAGUAUUCAUAGUAAUGGUAAUAACAGCAGUGCUUCAUCCUCGUCAAAUACACCUGUUUCUUCAUCACCGGGUCUCAAAGCCCAUGAUUUACCUCCUCAUUUAUUACCUAACCAUUCUAGCUCAAGCACAAGCAUAACCAAACCAUCCAGUAGUGCAUCUGAUAGGAAUGCCGCUUUAUUGGGAUCGAGUUACCCAAAGAAAACGACAUCAUCUUUAAAUAUAAAUGUUCCUUUCUUGCUGAAGAAAUCUAAGGACAAGAAGUGA